Molecule: messenger RNA, 933 nt
Organism: Stylonychia lemnae
Lineage: Eukaryota; Ciliophora; Spirotrichea; Sporadotrichida; Oxytrichidae
Source: the annotation of a GenBank genome assembly
AUGGGUUAAAGUGCAUUAAAUAAACUAAGACUUAACAAGAGAGCUAUUGCUGAUAAUGAUCCAUAAUAAAGCUCUAAGAAUCAUUGGAAAAAUUUGAGAGCAUAGACAAAUGUAUUACCAGAGAUUAACUACGAUUAUUACUUUAGAUCUGAUCAAAGCUAUAUGAGAAAGAAACAAUCAGCACUUAAAUAAUUAUAAAAAUCACUGAGAAAUCAUAUCAAGGAUAUUGACCUGCAAAUGAUCUCACUUGUCGAAUCUUACUCUCCCUCUUACUUUUUUCACAGAGUCGGUGCCUCAAUUGUUGGAGAUCCCUUUGAAUGCCUUGCCCUAUACGAUGAGGAGUUUAUAAAUACUAUGCUAGAUAAUCUAAAAUAGAUAUUAAGUUACGACAUUAUGAGGUUUGAAAUAUCAGAAGAAAAGCUGAUGUGGAUAGAUGAGAUAAAAUUGAAUAUUUUAAAAAUUUAUGACAAAUAUUUCCCAAUGGAUGAGUUCAUGGAAAUAUAAAUCAAAUAGGAAUUUACACUUGUUCAUAUAGCUAUAAGCACAGGUAGCUAUUAGUGUGUUAGCUAUUUCAUUGACAAAUAUAGCUUUGAUGUUGAUUUUUAUAAGCCUCAUGCUAGUCUAACUCUUCUUCAUGUGGUAGCUAAAUUUAUUGUGAGACCAUUUACAAAGUAUGACAAGGAAAAUAUUAGAAAACUCGUCUAAAAAAGUAACAAUCUCCUCCUCAGAAAUAACUUCAAGAAGACAAUAAUUGAGCUGGCAGAUAGUGUAAACUUGCAAGCAAAUAAGAAAUUUUUAUUUGAUGAGAUUUCUUAGCAAAUGUAUAAUAAAAUGCUUGGCUUGACAUUUGUAAUGGACAAGUUAAUGCAAAAAAGAAAAAGAGUUUUAAACAAGUAUAUUAUUAGGAAUAUAUAUCAAUAUAUUGAUGGAUGA